Zonotrichia albicollis (white-throated sparrow) is the source of this 1427-nucleotide messenger RNA. NCBI's taxonomy places the organism in Eukaryota, Metazoa, Chordata, Aves, Passeriformes, Passerellidae. The record is from RefSeq and is a predicted model, not a curated record.
CCCCUGGCUCUGUCAGGGAAGGGUCUGGGGGUGUCACAAGGAGCUCCCUUGGUGGCUGGAGGGGUUGUUGGCCCUUUGUGUGCCGGGGUUUGGUUGCUGUCUGUGCUGGAGCUCCAGAUGUUCCAUACCCACAUCCCAGGUACACGGUGCUCUUCUCCCAUGGCAACGCCGUGGACCUGGGGCAGAUGAGCAGCUUCUACAUCGGGCUGGGCACGCGCAUCAACUGCAACAUCUUCUCCUACGACUACUCCGGCUACGGCGUGAGCACGGGCAGGCCCUCGGAGCGCAACCUCUACUCCGACAUCGACGCCGCGUGGCAGGCGCUGCGCACGCGGUACGGGAUCAGCCCGGAGAACAUAAUUUUGUACGGACAGAGCAUCGGCACCGUGCCCACGGUUGACCUGGCCUCGCGCUACGAGUGCGCGGCCAUCGUGCUGCACUCCCCGCUCACCUCCGGCAUGCGCGUCGCCUUCCCCGACACCAAGAAGACCUACUGGUUCGAUGCCUUCCCCAACAUCGAGAAGAUCUCCAAAAUCACCUCUCCUGUGCUCAUCAUCCACGGUACAGAGGACGAAGUCAUCGACUUCUCGCACGGCCUGGCACUGUUUGAGCGCUGCCCCAAGGCCGUGGAGCCGCUGUGGGUGGACGGGGCGGGGCACAAUGACAUUGAACUCUACAGCCAGUACCUCGAGCGCCUUCGGAAAUUCAUCUCCCAGGAGCUGGCCAGCCAACGCAACUAGCCAGGGCCACAGGCAGGGGGGUUCUGCUUGUUUCUCCAGUUCUCCCAGUAGCUCUCCCCAGUCCCUGCUGCUGGAGCUGUAAUGAGUUUGCUCAGCCUCGGCUCCAGGCUCAGGAGAGGGCGGGAGGCCCUGCAAUGGACAGUGUUUGCUCUCAGAUGUGAGCACAGCUCUCCUCCCUGCUGGUGCCAGCCUGGCGCUGCUGGCACCCCCGGCCCGGCUGGCCAGAGACGGCAGCUCCCUCCUUGCCCCUCCCCAGAGACAUGAGCCCACCCUCCGGGGGUGGAUCCUUGGCUUCAGACACGUCCUCGUCCCCUCUCCCAAACCGGCGACGCCCCGAGUCCCUCCCGGCCGCUCUGCUGCUCUGACCAUAGCAAUAAGGCGAGUUGGAGAGGGGCUGGGCCGGCCCCUCGCGGUGUCCCCGUGCCUGGGACACGGGAGGGGGCAGUUCCUGCUCUCCACGGAGCUUUCCCGGGCCCAGCGCUGGCCGUGCCCGGUGUUCACCCCGGCUGGGGCAGAGCCGUGUCCCCACGGGGACAAUGGGGAUGCAUGGAGGAGGUGCCCCCCUGCCCCACACCUCCUCCAGUCUGGGCUGCUCCCAGAGCACUCCUGGUGCUCAGGUCACCCCUGGAAACCUCCUCGGGGUGAGGGAAGCAGGCAGCAAAUAAAGAGCAGAGGUUUAACGUUUCA